AUGGCAAACGGCUGGUCCCUCAUCAUCUCCAUCAUCGUCGUCGCCCUCAUCGGCGUCGCCGCCUGGCUCUUCAGUCCCAAAGGCGAGAACCAAGCCGUCUGGCGAUCCACCAUCAUACUCGCCACUGCGAGUUGCUGGCUGAUGUGGGCGAUAACAUUCCUCGCGCAAUGGCAUCCUCUCAUCAACCCCGAGCGGAAAGACCUACGACCUGAGUUCAAUCGAGUCCCCGGGCCUGCGAAACCGAGUCCCGAUUCGAUGUUCUGA
Molecule: messenger RNA, 264 nt
Organism: Fulvia fulva
Lineage: Eukaryota; Fungi; Ascomycota; Dothideomycetes; Mycosphaerellales; Mycosphaerellaceae
Product: V-type proton ATPase subunit e
Exons: 3
Coding region: 1-264 (87 amino acids)
Biological process (GO): vacuolar acidification; proton transmembrane transport
Cellular component (GO): vacuolar proton-transporting V-type ATPase, V0 domain
Molecular function (GO): proton-transporting ATPase activity, rotational mechanism
Source: RefSeq, a predicted model, not a curated record